Molecule: messenger RNA, 1002 nt
Organism: Paracoccidioides brasiliensis Pb18
Exons: 2
Coding region: 1-1002 (333 amino acids)
Source: RefSeq, a predicted model, not a curated record
AUGAGGGUCAACUACAGCCACCGAAGUCUCCCUCAACUUUCAGGCAUGAUGGAUUCCAAGGAGCGCAGUGUUAAAUUUUCCCCCACCAUCCUCCGACUCUCCCAGGCACAAGAAGAACGUGAUUUGUCCCGGCUUAGGAAGGGUGAACAUGACCUGCCCCAUCUUUCACGCAGUUCUUCCUUCACUCUAGUUGACCUGGAAAGCUGUAUCUCUGAGCUUCCGUGGCAUUCGAAACUAGUUUACCAUCUCAAGGAGGAUGUCGACCCCGCGUGGAGUGACAUGCUCCUGCUAGCUUGCUCGUUCGUCAGCGGGGUGAUUGACAGUGUGGCUUUUAAUGCGUGGGGAAGUUUCGCCAAUAUGCAAACAGGAAACACUGUCUUUAUCGCCCUAGGCGUCUCUGGCCAACCCGUCCACCCCCCUUUCCGUUGGGCCAAAGCUCUCAUGGCCUUAAUAUCCUUCGUCACCGGCAUCCUCUUCUUCUCUCACGGCUCCCGCCUUCUAAAACCCCUCCGUCGCUCAACCCUCAUCACUUCUUUCACCAUCCAAACUCUCGCCAUCCUUACAGCUGCCGUCCUCGCUCAAAGUGGAGUCGUCAAACGCAUGCCAGGUCUCCUCACGGAUCCCAUUGAAUGGAUGCAACUGCUCCCGCUAUCCUUACUCGCCUUCCAAGCUGGCGGACAGAUCGUUACAUCCCGCUUCGUUAACGUGGAUGAAAUCCCUACCGUCGUGCUCACGACGGUCUUGUGCGAUUUACUCAUUGAUCCACGGCUGUUUGACGGGGGUGUCGGAUGGCAUGUCCAUCCAGUCAGGAAUCGUCGCAUUGGCACGUUUCUUGCUUUGUUUAUCGGCGCGAUGAUUUCCGGGUUCAUAUCUAAGAAGGCUGGGGUGGCUAGUUCGUUGUGGUUGGCCACUGGAAUCAAGGCAGCUGUUACGAUUUGCUGGGCCCUUUGGAAAGGGAAAGGAUGUGAUGAUAAAAUGAAGGACGGCGCAACGCAUGUUUGA